Molecule: messenger RNA, 3714 nt
Organism: Phyllostomus hastatus (greater spear-nosed bat)
Lineage: Eukaryota; Metazoa; Chordata; Mammalia; Chiroptera; Phyllostomidae
Gene: LCP1
Product: lymphocyte cytosolic protein 1
Exons: 17
Coding region: 260-2143 (627 amino acids)
Biological process (GO): actin filament bundle assembly; actin filament network formation
Cellular component (GO): actin filament; cytoplasm; actin filament bundle
Molecular function (GO): calcium ion binding; actin filament binding
Source: RefSeq, a predicted model, not a curated record
CCGGCCUCCGCGUGUUAUCUGAGAGCGGGCAGGUUGAAAUAGCCCUGGGACGCACGGCUGCUAGAGGAGGAGGAGAAAAAACAAAAAGGGGGAAGGAAGAGAAAAAUGCUUAUGAAGAGGAAGUGUCACUUCCUGCCUUGUGACCACACACUUGGGUUGACAAAGUCCUGCAAAUCAGAAGGAAAGGAGUUUCUGGUGACAGGCCAGCGCCACUGACGACGGUUUUCCUGCGAGAUCUGUUGCCUGAAAGCAAUAAAAAAUGGCCCGGGGAUCAGUGUCCGACGAGGAAAUGAUGGAGCUCAGGGAAGCUUUUGCCAAAAUUGAUACGGACGGCAACGGCUACAUCAGCUGCAACGAGCUGAACGACCUGUUCAAGGCCGCGUGCCUGCCCCUGCCUGGGUACCGCGUGAGGGAGAUCACGGAAAACCUGAUGGCCGAGGGUGAUCUGGACCGGGAUGGACGCAUCAGCUUUGAUGAGUUCAUGAAGGUUUUCCAUGGCCUGAAAAGCACUGAGGUGGCCAAGACGUUUAGAAAAGCCAUCAAUAAGAAGGAGGGGAUUUGCGCCAUCGGCGGCACCUCGGAGCAGUCCAGCGCUGGCACCCAGCACUCCUACUCGGAGGAGGAGAAGUACGCCUUCGUGAACUGGAUAAACAAGGCCCUGGAAAACGACCCCGACUGUCGCCACGUCAUCCCCAUGAACCCGAACACCAACGACCUCUUCAGCGCUGUGGGCGACGGCAUCGUCCUUUGUAAAAUGAUCAACCUCUCAGUGCCCGACACAAUCGACGAAAGAACAAUCAACAAGAAGAAACUCACCCCUUUCACCAUUCAGGAGAACUUGAACCUGGCUCUGAACUCAGCCUCUGCCAUCGGGUGCCACGUGGUCAACAUCGGGGCCGAGGACCUGAAGGAGGGGAAGCCUUACCUGGUUCUGGGGCUGUUGUGGCAAGUCAUCAAGAUCGGGCUGUUCGCCGACAUCGAACUCAGCAGGAAUGAAGCCCUGAUUGCGCUCCUGAGAGAAGGGGAGAGUCUGGAGGACUUGAUGAAGCUCUCCCCCGAGGAGCUCCUGCUGAGGUGGGCCAAUUACCACCUGGAGACCGCAGGCUGCAGCAAAAUCACCAACUUCAGCACCGACAUCAAGGACUCGAGAGCCUAUUACCACCUGCUGGAGCAGGUGGCCCCGAAAGGAGACGAGGAAGGCAUUCCCGCCGUCGUCAUCGACAUGUCGGGGCUCAGGGAGAAGGAUGACCUCCAGAGAGCGGAAUGCAUGCUGCAGCAGGCGGAGAGGCUAGGCUGCCGGCAGUUUGUCACAGCCACGGAUGUCGUCCGAGGGAACCCCAAGUUGAACUUGGCUUUCAUUGCCAACCUGUUCAACAGAUAUCCUGCCCUGCACAAACCGGAGAACCAGGACAUAGACUGGGGAGCUCUUGAAGGUGAGACGAGAGAGGAGCGGACAUUCAGGAACUGGAUGAACUCCUUGGGCGUGAACCCGCGCGUCAAUCACUUGUACAGUGACCUGUCGGACGCCCUGGUCAUCUUCCAGCUGUACGAGAAGAUCAAGGUGCCCGUGGACUGGAACAGAGUGAACAAGCCACCGUACCCCAAGCUGGGGGGCAACAUGAAGAAGCUCGAGAACUGCAACUACGCCGUGGAGCUGGGCAAGAACCAAGCCAAGUUCUCCCUGGUUGGCAUCGCGGGACAGGAUCUCAACGAGGGCAACCGCACGCUGACACUGGCCUUGGUGUGGCAGCUGAUGAGAAGGUACACACUGAACAUUCUGGAAGAAAUCGGAGGUGGGCAGAAGGUGAACGACGACAUCAUCGUCAGCUGGGUCAAUGACACGCUGAGGGAGGCCGGGAAGUGCUCGUCCAUCUCCAGCUUCAAGGACCCGAAGAUCAGCACGAGCUUGCCCGUUCUGGAUCUCAUCGACGCCAUCCAGCCCGGCUCCAUUAACUACGACCUCCUGAAGACGGAAAACCUGAACGAUGAAGAGAAACUCAACAAUGCAAAGUACGCCAUCUCCAUGGCCCGGAAGAUUGGAGCACGAGUGUACGCCCUCCCGGAAGACCUGGUGGAAGUGAACCCCAAAAUGGUCAUGACGGUGUUCGCCUGCCUCAUGGGCAAAGGAAUGCGGAGAGUGUGAGGCCCGGCGGGGCGGGGCGGGGCUGCGGGCGGCUCACCCGCCUGCCGCUCAGCACCCCCAGGCUCCCGGGAAGGACGGAGACAGCCGAAGCCAUUCCAGAGUUUCCCACUGGGUGGCGCUAUCACACAGGAUUCCAAAGAGGGUAUUAUCUGUUCGUGCCGGUAGCCUGGCCUAUAUUUAACAAGUGCUUCGUUCUUUGCAAAAGACCCAAUCUCAGAAAUAUUUUUUUACCAUUGAACUUACUGCUUUUUUGAAAAUCUAUAGAGAAAAAAAAAACCCUGCUUCUUGCCAUUAGUCAAGCGUAGACGCUGCAUUGUUACUCAUGUUAACGUGCUCUUCCUAGCCAGCUUGAGGGGGUGCAUUUCUGGUUUAGGGCGAGCACCACACCAGCCCUAAAGCUAGGCGGCGGAGGCUGAGGUCUGAUCCACGGCAAGACUCCCUCUCCCCGUCCCUCCUCCUCCACUCCGCCGCCCAGGGACGUUGCUCUCCACCUGCCGGAGCUCUGCCUGCUCCAGGACCCACCUCCGCAGGCCAUGCUUGUCUCCGGGCCGCUUGGAGCAUCUGGCAAAUGAGUCAGGCUCCUGGGGUCCCAGGAGCCUCCGGUAACCUGCAGAGAAGUGACACUCCUCAUCAGAGCUUUUCCUCAGAACUAGGGUCCCAUGUGUUAUCAGUUUUUGGUGUUUUUUUUUUUUUCAGCCAAUAAGAAGCCCCCUGGUUUUUCACCCUAGGGUUGGAGCCCAGACCAGGUCUAACCCCUCCCAUACUGUGCCUUCAGGUAGAUUCUUGGUUAGAUCCACGGAGGGUGCAGUUGAGCAGCGCACCACCAGGGGGCAGCGUGGGGCCGUAACCAAGCCUCUGUCCUUUGGUGCCGCCCCGCCUGCCUCCCCAGGGACUGAGCCCUGCUGACUUGGACCUAGACCUUGGUGAGCGGGGGCUUCACGCACUCUUAGUCUCAGCGGGUCUGACUGCUGCCGGGCCGCAUUAUCAGUGUUUACUCUUCCUGGUACUGCAGGAGCCUGUCGCCACCCCCGACCUCCCAGGGGGCCAUAGAUGCCAACUAGCGGGGCCCCCGCGGGACCCCACCCCACCCCACACGGCCGCACACACACACCUAGCCAUACCUAGCCGAUGUCAAGCUGGAUAAGCACCGGCUGAGUUGCUUUACAAAGAGCUAUUUUACUGGAUAUUUAAAGAAUUCCCAGCUGAAGCCCGAGGCGCCGCCCACCUCCUAGAUCGCACACCUAGAUCGUGAAAACCCACAGGGACCAGAACGCUGUGGGCCCGCACUAGGGCUCACCCGCAAGGUGUCGUCUCAGAGGGGCUGGGGGUGCGUCGUGGAGCUCGGCCGCCUUUCAAAGCCGUUGCAGCCAGUCACCCCGGGCCUGCUCCCGGGGCCCAGACGGGAGCCAGUCACGUCCCUGGCGUCGUCGUGGUCCGGAUGCGAGGAGGUUGGCCUCGGGUCACCCCGCGCUCACCGUGGCCUCGGGAGAGUCUCCCCCGUCUGCCUCCGAGAAGAGUGUUACUGCCUUAACGCCCGGAAUCUGUCCCAAUAAAAUGUCCCUGAGACUGGA